Pedinophyceae sp. YPF-701 is the source of this 2511-nucleotide messenger RNA. NCBI's taxonomy places the organism in Eukaryota, Viridiplantae, Chlorophyta, Pedinophyceae. The record is from the annotation of a GenBank genome assembly.
AUGGCGCGGACAUCGGUGACUUCCGAGUCGAUGGACUCGUCGAAAGAAAUCAGGAAACGCUUCUCGUUCAGACGGCGCCCGAAGACUCCGUUUCGCGUCUCUCUGGACCACCUAGUGCUGUCGAGUCGCUUCGACGAGGCCACCGUAGCGAUCUCGCGGCGUCGGGACGUGCUGUGGUCGUUGACGAGCGAGGAUCUGGUGGACGAGAUGCCGUCCGUGGACCUCAGCUGCGGCGGCGACUUCACCGUUGGCCUCUCUCUCAAGAAGGGCAAACAUGGGCUCUGGCGGCCCAAGAUCAUCAGCUUCGAAGUGUCUGCAUCGCGCGGGCCGACGGAGUGGACCGGCUCCGUGCAGCGAGACAUCAUGGAAAUGCUCCACCAGCAGCCUCUCGACAGCCAGGACGCCUUCCACGACACGAUUCCCGUCGUGCUGUCCUCGAACGUACCUGGAGACCCAAUCGAGACGGCGUUCAUCACGGGGCGCCCCCCGAAAGAGGGCGAGGUCCUCAUGCGCGACACAGCCCGGCUCGAGGCCCAGCUGUCCGAUGCUGACCGCGCUGCCGCACAGCUCCAGGCAGCGGCCACCGCGACGCUCUCGCACGCGGCGCUCCACGGCGACUCGGACGAGGAAGACAUCGAUCCGCUCGAGACGUGGCGGCCCGGCGAGACGGCACCGGCGCGCGACGCGAGCCCCGAGGCCCACCAGGGAACGUCGAUCGAGAGCCUGCAGGGGUCCGUGGCGUCGGGGAGCUCGCGGGGCCGCAAGGGCACGCCGGACGUGGCUGUGCUGGUCGCUGGCCUGCGCGCGGAGCUGCAGGUGAAGGAGCAGGAGCUGCAGCAGGCCCGGCACGAGCUCGCUGACGUCGCAGCGUCCGUGGCAGCGGUCCAGGAGGACCUUGAGAGGAUGUCUACGCAGCUGACCGGGACGGCGGCGACGGCGGCGACGCUCAGCAAUCGCGACACGGCCCUCACGAGCGAGCUGUCUCAGCUCCGCGAGCUCCUCACGGCCAUCGGCGCGCUGUCGCCGCGCAGCACCACGUCGGCGCCCUCCGCCACGCCCUACCCGCAGCGCCCCGGGAACAGCGAGGCCACGACGACGACGCACACGGGCACGCCGUCGACCGCCGAGCAGCCCGCGCCCGCGACGCCGACCGCGCCGCACGCCGCGUCCGCGCCGCCAGCGUACGCGGCCUCGAUGCCGAUGCUGGUCGCCGAGCUCGACGGCGAGAACGCGCGGCUCCGUGCGGCGCUCGCGGCGGCCGAGAGCGACCUCGCGGCCAUGCGCGCGUCGCUGCGGCACGGCCUCUCGGCCGCGGAGGAGAUCGCCCGCGACGCGCACAGUCUCUCGGCUGGGUCCACGCCGCGGAGCGGGGGGUCGGGGGUGCGGCUCCGGCUGGAUCUCGACCGCACCGAGUCCUGCGAGCCCCGCGUGCGCGUCCGCCUCGAGGGACCGCGCCCGGCGGGGGGGGGUGUGUCAGCAGAGGCGGGGCCUGCAAACAGCGUCGAGGGCGCCACGAUGAGCGUGAACCCGCUGUUCCGGCGGGACGGGGACGAUCUCGAGCCGGAGGUCGCUGCGUCAGCCAUCGCAGACCUGUCGCCGAUCGCGGAGGCCGGCGCCAGCAACGACAGUGUUGUUGGGGACGUUCCGCGCGACACGGGCACGAGCCCCGAACAUGCGGACGGGACGGAGGCGACGCGGAUGGGCAGCGCGCUCCUCGCCGCGAUCCGCCGCGCCGACCGCGUCGAGGCGGACAACGCGUUGCUCCGUGACAAGGUCCGCAAGCUCCAGGCCCGGCAGCGUCAGCUCGUCUCGGAGCGCGAGGAGGUGCUCCGGCUGGUGGACGAGGUCAGCAAGUCGCAGGAGGACGCUCAGGCGGCGUGGGACGAGGACCGCCGCGCGUGGGUGGAGCGCUGCGAGGGCCUUGAGCGCGACUUCCGGCGCGUGUCGGCGGACCUGCGCUGCACGGCGCAGGACCGGGAGGCGGUGGACGUGUUGUGCGACGAGCUGGCGAUGCGGUGCCGGGAGCUGGAGGGCGCGCUGGGGGACGCGGUGAGGGACAGGGAGGCGGCGUGGCGCGAGGGGCGCGCGCGCGAGCGGGAGGCGGCGGACGCGGGCGUGCGGGCGCGGGCGGCGGAGCGGAAGCUGGCGCGAGUGAUGGCGGCGGCGAGCGAGGAGCGGGAGCUGCUGAGUCAGGAGGUGGGGGGACUGAAAACGCGGCUCAGGGACGCAGUGCGGCUGCGCAGGGAGGCGGAGGCGCUGCUGCUGGAGUUCAUCAAUGCCACGGAGGAGCAGGCGAACCUCGGUCCCGACGGCGGCGCGCCGCACGGCGCCAACGACCACCGCGGCAGCCGCACGGCUGCUCUGAUCGCGGCGGCCGGCGACUCAGGCAGCGACUCGUGGCCCCACGAACACCCGAGCCCGGCCGCGCCAGGCCCGGUCGCGGGCAUCGACGCGGUCAGGAGCCCGACGGACUUCCAGGGGGGGGCCUCCAGCACGUAUGUCAGCCGCUGA